Capra hircus (goat) is the source of this 5140-nucleotide messenger RNA. RefSeq names its product cullin 4B (gene CUL4B). Gene Ontology annotation, biological process: ubiquitin-dependent protein catabolic process; protein ubiquitination; DNA damage response. The record is from RefSeq and is a predicted model, not a curated record. NCBI's taxonomy places the organism in Eukaryota, Metazoa, Chordata, Mammalia, Artiodactyla, Bovidae. The transcript has 20 exons. Gene Ontology annotation, cellular component: Cul4B-RING E3 ubiquitin ligase complex. Gene Ontology annotation, molecular function: ubiquitin protein ligase binding. Bases 164 to 2854 code for a protein of 896 amino acids.
AUUCCCCGGGUGGAGCCCCCCCUUCACUUUCCUUCUCGUCCUCUGUGUUUCUCCUCUCUUUAUUCCCUUCCCCCUCUAGCAUUGCCACCUUCUCUCCUACACGCACGCAGGCAUAUAAACGUAGGUUUUUGAUGCUCGUCUGCCUGUUGACCCCGCUAUUUUCAUGUUUCCAACAGGUUUUUCUUCCCCCAAUCCCUCAGCUGCUGCUGCUGCUCAAGAGGUCAGAUCAGCCACUGAUGGUAAUACCAGCACCACUCCGCCCACCUCUGCCAAGAAGAGAAAGUUAAACAGCAGCAGCAGCAGUAGCGGCAGUAACAGUAGUAACGAGAGAGAAGACUUUGAUUCCACCUCUUCCUCCUCUUCCACUCCUCCUUUACAACCCAGGGAUUCGGCAUCCCCUUCAACCUCGUCCUUCUCGUGCCUGGGGGUCCCAGUGACUGCUCCCAGCCACGUACCGAUACAGAAGAAGCUGCGUUUUGAAGAAAACCUGGAGUUUGUAGGGUUUGAUGCGAAGAUGGCUGAGGAAUCCUCGUCCUCGUCCUCAUCUUCACCAACUGCUGCAACAUCUCAGCAGCAGCAACUUAAAAAUAAGAGUAUAUUAAUCUCUACUGUGGCUUCGGUGCAUCAUGCAAACGGCCUGGCCAAAUCUUCCACCACCGUCUCUAGCUUUGCUAACAGCAAGCCUGGCUCUGCUAAGAAGUUAGUGAUCAAGAACUUUAAAGAUAAGCCUAAAUUACCAGAAAACUACACAGAUGAAACAUGGCAGAAGCUGAAAGAAGCAGUGGAAGCUAUCCAGAAUAGUACUUCAAUUAAGUACAAUUUAGAAGAACUCUAUCAGGCUGUGGAAAAUCUCUGUUCUUACAAGAUUUCUGCAAACUUGUACAAACAGCUGAGACAGAUUUGUGAAGAUCACAUCAAAGCACAGAUUCAUCAGUUCAGAGAAGACUCUUUGGAUAGUGUUCUUUUUCUGAAGAAGAUUGAUAGAUGUUGGCAGAACCAUUGUAGGCAGAUGAUCAUGAUCAGGAGCAUCUUUUUGUUUCUGGAUAGGACUUAUGUUCUUCAGAAUUCAAUGCUACCAUCCAUUUGGGACAUGGGACUGGAAUUAUUUAGGGCUCAUAUUAUAAGUGAUCAGAAAGUCCAGAAUAAGACAAUUGAUGGCAUUCUUCUUUUGAUUGAGAGGGAGAGGAAUGGUGAAGCAAUUGAUAGAAGUUUACUCCGAAGCCUUCUAAGCAUGCUCUCUGAUUUGCAAAUUUAUCAGGAUUCUUUUGAACAACGAUUUUUGGAAGAAACUAACCGACUGUACGCAGCUGAAGGCCAAAAAUUAAUGCAGGAAAGAGAGGUUCCUGAAUACCUUCAUCAUGUUAAUAAACGUCUAGAAGAAGAAGCAGACAGACUUAUUACUUACUUAGAUCAGACCACCCAGAAGUCAUUAAUUGCUACUGUGGAAAAACAACUUCUAGGAGAACACUUAACAGCAAUUCUUCAGAAAGGUUUAAAUAACCUCCUUGAUGAAAACCGAAUUCAAGAUUUAUCUCUCCUGUAUCAGCUCUUCAGUAGAGUUCGAGGUGGCGUUCAGGUUCUCUUACAACAAUGGAUUGAAUACAUUAAGGCGUUUGGUAGCACUAUUGUAAUUAAUCCUGAAAAGGAUAAAACCAUGGUUCAAGAAUUGCUGGAUUUUAAAGAUAAGGUUGACCAUAUAAUUGAUAUCUGUUUCCUGAAGAAUGAAAAGUUUAUCAAUGCUAUGAAAGAAGCAUUUGAAACAUUCAUUAACAAAAGACCAAACAAGCCUGCUGAACUUAUAGCGAAGUAUGUGGAUUCAAAGCUUCGUGCAGGGAACAAAGAAGCUACCGAUGAAGAACUUGAAAAAAUGUUGGAUAAGAUUAUGAUUAUAUUUAGAUUUAUAUAUGGUAAGGAUGUUUUUGAGGCCUUCUAUAAGAAAGAUUUAGCCAAGCGCCUUUUAGUUGGGAAAAGUGCAUCUGUAGAUGCUGAAAAAUCAAUGCUGUCCAAACUUAAACAUGAAUGUGGAGCUGCUUUCACCAGCAAACUUGAAGGAAUGUUUAAAGACAUGGAACUUUCUAAAGACAUCAUGAUUCAGUUCAAACAGUAUAUGCAGAACCAGAAUGUACCUGGGAAUAUUGAAUUAACUGUGAAUAUCCUGACAAUGGGUUACUGGCCAACAUAUGUGCCUAUGGAAGUUCAUUUACCACCAGAGAUGGUAAAACUUCAGGAGAUUUUCAAGACAUUUUACCUUGGCAAACAUAGUGGCAGGAAACUUCAAUGGCAAUCAACUCUAGGACACUGCGUACUAAAGGCAGAGUUUAAAGAGGGUAAAAAAGAACUCCAGGUCUCUCUUUUUCAAACACUGGUGCUGCUAAUGUUUAAUGAGGGAGAGGAGUUCAGCUUAGAAGAGAUCAAGCAGGCUACUGGAAUAGAGGAUGGAGAGUUAAGGAGAACAUUGCAGUCAUUGGCCUGUGGCAAAGCCAGAGUUCUGGCGAAAAAUCCAAAGGGUAAAGAUAUCGAAGAUGGUGACAAGUUCAUUUGUAAUGAUGAUUUCAAGCACAAACUUUUCAGGAUAAAGAUCAAUCAAAUUCAGAUGAAAGAAACGGUUGAAGAGCAAGCUAGUACCACAGAAAGAGUAUUUCAAGAUAGACAAUAUCAAAUUGAUGCUGCAAUUGUUCGAAUUAUGAAGAUGAGAAAGACACUUAGCCACAAUCUCCUUGUUUCAGAAGUGUACAACCAGUUGAAAUUUCCAGUCAAGCCUGCUGAUCUUAAGAAGAGAAUAGAAUCUCUAAUUGACCGAGACUACAUGGAAAGAGACAAAGAAAAUCCAAACCAGUACAAUUACAUUGCGUAAAAUGUUGUUGGCCUUGAAGCAGUUGCUGUCAUACACAAUAGCCAGUGGCUAAACUAACCUGUUGUUGUUUGAAUUCUUUUAUACUACCAAUGACCAAAUGAAACAGUGUAAUGGGAAUAGUUGAGUGACUUUUCAGUGGUUAACAUGCCCAUUUAAAGAGUAAUACUUACCUUUAAAAAGAAUGUUGUUGAACUCUUUGCAUGUUAUUUAGUAUGAUGUGCAGAAAACUCUUUAAGAAAGUACCCGGUUUUCAUGAUUCCUAUUUGGAACUGGGGAAGAGGUCCUUAUGGCUAUUAAAGAAGGAGGAGGGGGUUCUUAUACACCAUUUAAUUAUGAAGCAAAAGGUUUAUUUGCUUAAAAUGUCAUUUAAAGAUACUUAAACUGCAUGCAAACUUUAUUUACUGUACAGAGUUCUGGAUGUAUUUAUCAAAUAGAAAAACCACCCUGGACUUGAUUGUUCACCUGUUUUGUGAUUUCCCUUGAAGAGAAAAAUAUGUUGUCAUAGCUCUUGAUAUUUUACUAAGUAAUGUUCUGUUACACUGAAAGGGAUGUUUUUAAAAUUUUUAUUUGAAAAUAAGUUUUCAAGUAGAGGGACAGUUGCUUACAUAUUGUCUUGUAUACACACAUCCUAAAAUGUUCCAUUUAUGAGAUGUGUGUAUAUGGUUCAGCCCUGAGUUUACUGUGCUGAUUAACAGGUACUUAUAAAAAUAGCUGAAAUAGAAAAUUGCUGAUCAGUUGUGCUAGAAGAACAUGGUAGGAGAGAAAAACCCAACUAUUUCUUCGUAUUAAAAAUGAAUAUAAUAUGAACAUUGCAAAAGAGACCAAACCCACAUUUUGUAACUUUUUACAAGAGCAAAAAUUCACAAACUAGUUUUCAACUUCCUUUAGACUUCAAAAUUGUUUGGAUAGUUUUGUCUUUGACUUGGACCAAUUGUAGAUUGUUACAGGCUUCCUGGGAUUUAGCAUUCCAAUUUUCUCUACCAAAGUUUUUUUUGGAAGCACCUCAACUCUCCUUUGGAGAAGGCACUGGCAACCCACUCCAGUACUCUUGCCUGGGAAAUCCCAUGGAUGGAGGAGCCUGGUAGGCUGCAGUCCAUGGGGUCGCUAGGAGUCAGACACGACUGAAGCAACUUAGCAGCAGCAGCAACUCUCCUUUUUGUUGGCAUAUUAGUCUUUCCUGUUAUCCUUAUUUUAACUUCCUUAAAGCCCUAGAUAGAACUAGAUCCUCAUUUUCCCCACACACCCCCUCAUUGGGAUUUCAAAUUCUGUAUUAUGCUGAUCUUAUUCUUUGCAAAGUUGCUUGAAGGUAAAGAGUUCUCAUAGCCACUGGACACCUGCUUUUCAGAGGAAUGUCCUAGGAUUGUUCAUACAUAGAAAACAGCAAAAGUAUUGUUUUUUUCAAAUUGAUAAUGUGAGUAAAAGCUUCUCUUUACCAUCAGUGGUUUUUUGGUUUUGUAUUUGGGGUUUUGUUUUGCUUCCUUGUUUGUUUUUCCUUGAAGUUUUGAAGGGAAUUGAUCUUGGAAGAGAAGCAGAAAUUUUGUUUUGGUUUAGAAAAAUCAGAACUGCUAUUAUGCUUUUUGCAGCAGUUUAUUUCCUUGACUAUUUGAAGCUAUUGGGAAGAAUACCUAGGUCCUAACCCUCAGCUGAGAAGACUUUCAGCUCUUGUGUUUGCUCUUGAUUGAUUUAUUGAGUUCUCAAGGACCUGUGACCAUAUUUUUUUAAGCUGCCUGUUUUCUAAUUGCAUCAAUUUACACACUGUUGUCUAAUAAUAUGUGGUAUUUAGAAUGCCGCCUUAAUUAUUUUGAGCAGCCAUUGCCUGUAUUUUCUUAGCACCUCGUUGGUUUUCUUACAUGAACUCAUCUGACAGGGAAAUGCAGCUUUUUUGUUUGCCCUCUCUGCAUACUGGACCGUCUAAUUCAGUGUUCUAACUAAUCCCUGAUGGUCUCUGAGCUACUGUUCUACCAGACUCAGUAGUUAUGUGCUUCAGGAAUUUUUCGGUAGAAUUGGUCCUAUUAGAAUACUCUUGGUGUCACCUUUGUUAUCUUAAAAGCUGGUCCCUUCGCUGAGGCUCUUAAUGUUUUGAAAAUCUGAUGCUAUUUCAGCUGAAAAAAAUAGGUAAGACUGUUUUAAAAAUUGAGGGAAGCCAUUUAAGAAAUGGAAAAGUAAUCGCAAACAACAUUGGGUAGUUGUGACUUUCAGUUCUGUAUCAGUUGAAUUUUUGUGCUCUUUUCCCUGUGUACGUGGUGGUUCUAUUUUUCUCCAAUAAAACUUUUUAUUUAAAAAAAA